This is a messenger RNA of Drosophila serrata, 411 nucleotides long. RefSeq names its product Diedel 3 (gene Diedel3). The record is from RefSeq and is a predicted model, not a curated record. Lineage: Eukaryota; Metazoa; Arthropoda; Insecta; Diptera; Drosophilidae.
AUGAGGGUACUAUUGGUUACCCCGUUGAUCUUGGCAGGCCUCUACCUGUUGACCUCCUUGGGCGGCUCAGAAGCCGAAUGCUGCACCACAAUGGCCAAUCUGAAGUUCAUCAUCAACAAUGGAAACUGCGGACUGGUUAAUGCCAAAAAGAUUCCCCAGGGAUGCUCCGUCACCGUCUGUGGCGAUGGUACGGUCCUGGAGGGUCACUUUUGCGGUCGCGGUCCCUGCAACAUUUUUGGAUGCGACUGUGUAGGUGGCUGUCGGCAUGGAAACUUUGGCCAAACAUUUCUGGCCCGAAAUCAGGGACUUGGCAUUUGUUUGAUGAGCAGUGAAAUUGUGAAUCAAAGUCCAAGGACUUCAAUUUUUGGAUCAAUUGCAGAAGCGUUCAUAAGCCAAAUAAAAAGGUUGUAA